Closterium sp. NIES-65 is the source of this 7014-nucleotide messenger RNA. The record is from the annotation of a GenBank genome assembly. Lineage: Eukaryota; Viridiplantae; Streptophyta; Zygnematophyceae; Desmidiales; Closteriaceae.
AUGCGCCGUCCGAGCCGAUGGGAGAAGGCGGACGACGCGAGCGAUCCGGACGUUAGCGACGCGGAAGGAAGCGGCGAAGGAGCCGCAGCGGAGAGACGACGGUGGCGGAAAAGCGACGAUGGGAAGCAACAGCACGAGGAGGGGAAGCAAUCGCACGGUCGUAGCAGGCAAGGCCACACGGAUUCGCAUCAUACAUCCCGUCACCGUCACCACCACCACCACCACCAUCGCCAUAAGGACCGAUCCAGGCACACGCGUCGCCGGCACAACGAAUCGGACGACUAUGAAUCGCCGGGAUCCGCGUCAGAUUACGAAGCUUCUCGCGACAAUGACGUGGCGGAAGGUCCUCCAACCGUCCCUUCUACAGCCGCUACAGCUGCUACAGCUACUUUCGCGACGCCAAUAGGCGGCAGCGGGGCUGCCUCCUUUCCUUACCGAAAGGACCGACAUUCCGAAAAUAGGUCUUCCGGAUCCGCGAAACGCGCGCAUAGCAGGGAGGAGGAGGAGAAUGGCGAGGGGCUGGAUCGUCAGCGGCAGAUCGAAGGAGAGAGGAGCCGCGACCGGGACGACGAUAGGGAGUCUAAACGCCGGAGAAGGCACCGAUUGGAGAAGGGGGAUAGGGGAACCGGUAGUCCGGAUAAGAGCCAUGAUGUCGGUGAUAGAAAUGAUUUUCCGGAUCGCAGUCGGCGAAAGAGUCCGGAGAGAGGUUUUGCGCGGUUGAAAGGGAAGGGAGGCGGUGACGGUCGGCGUGAGCUGUCGUUUCAGGCGGAUCCCGCAGCAAAGGCGUCGCAGAAGGCGUCGCAGAAGACGUCGCAGGCGGCGGCUGUCGCACGGCCUGUCGCAGGGCAGGUGGGCGACGCGGGCGACGAUGGCGACGACGAUGCGCACUGGAACGCGCGGUUCGUGGACAUCGAUGCGAUCGAGGUCGCCUUCGAGGCGCCACGGAGCCCGCUGUUCGAGGAUCUCGAGGCGCCUGAAGACCUAGAGCGGUUCGGGGAAGGUGGGGUAUUAACCACGGAGGCUUUAAUAGGGACGUAUGAGGACAAACAGGAGAAGCCGGGGGUUUCGCGGCGGGAGGAGCGGAGGGAGAAGGGGAGCAGAAAGGCGGCGGAAACGAGGAGUGAGGAGGAGGAGAAAGAAGGGAGGGAGAGAAGGGAUGAUCAGGAGGAAGUGGGACAGAGGGGGGGUGGUGGAGGGAACGAUGUUGUUGUGAGUGUUAAAGAGAGGAGGCAUGGAGUGGAAAGGAGUGGCCGGGUCGGAAGAGCAAGGCAGGGAGGCAAGGGGGCGGAUGACGCCGGUGACGAGGAGUUGAAUCCGGUGAGGAGAAGGGAGGAAACGGUGGAAGGGAGGGAAGGGAAGGGAGGAGAUGAGGAGGAGGACGAGGAGGAGGAAGAUGAGGAGGAAGUUGAGGGUGGGUCAGCAUUGCAUGAGCACGAGCAGCGGGACGUGGGGAAGGAGAGAGGCAAGGGGCAGAAGGGGCGUCAGCAGCGGCACAAGGAGGAAGACGAGGGUAGUCCUGUGUCAGGUCCCAGGAGCAGUGGAAAGGGUGUCAAGGCGGGCGGACGGGAAGGCAGCAAGCGGGGGCAGGGUGGGGAGGGCGAGGGGAAGGUUGAGGCUCCCGUUGCUCGCGAGGCAAGGCAGGGACGCACGUUUGAGGCGCCUGCAAGAGAGAGCGAGGGGCGGGCACAGGCGGAGGCAGCGGGGAGGGAGGGGGCGACGGGAGGCGAAAGGGAUGAGGCGAAAGAGGGGCUGAAACUAGUGGGGACAGGGAAGGGUGGUGCUGCUGCUGCUGCUUGUGCAGCUGCUGCCGCUGCUGCUGGUGCUGCUGGUGACGCUGGUUUUGUGGGUUCAAAGCUGCUUAUAAAGGGAAGGGAAAGGGCAGAGGUGGGUGAUGGAAGCGGAAAGAGGGGGACAGCGAGCGCGAAGGGAGGAAAGGGAGAAGAGGGCGAGAAGGGGGAGAAGGGGGAGAAGGGUGAGAAGGGGGAAAGGGAGGGGUCGAUUGGAGAAGGACGGCUUUGGCAGCAGCAGUUGAAGAAUGAGAAAGGAGGGGAGAGAGGGGCAAGAGGUCGUAGGAGAGAGAGAGAGGAGAGAGGGAGAAGAGAGGGAGGUGAAGGGCUGGAAGGGGAAGAGGGUGAGGAGGAGUGGGGAGCGGAUGGGCGGGAGGGUGGGGGGAAAUGGGACAAAGAGGCAGAGGAGGAUGAGGAGCAAUGGAAGAGGAAGCGGAGGAGGAGGAGGAGGAGAGAGGGUUUUGGGGAGGAUGAGGGAGAGAGGAGAACGAGGAAAGGAGUAGGUAUUGGGGAGGAGGAGGAUGAAGAGGAGAGGGGGGAAGAGGGGAGAGAAACGGAUGAAGAGGGGGGGGAAAGGGAGGGAGAAGGGGAGGACGAAGGGUAUGGGCGUGGGGGGAGGGGGCAUGGGGGGAGGGGGGGAAGGAGGGUUGAAAGGCAGGAGAGCGGUCGAACUUUUGGUGCUGGAAGAAAGGCGGAGAGAGGGGAAAGAGGGGAGAGGGGGGAGAGGGUGGAGAGGGGAGAGAGAGGGGAAAGGGUGGAAGGAGUGGAGAGGGGGGGAAGAGGGGAGAGGAUGGAAAGGGGGGGAAGAGGCGAGAGGGGCGAGAGGGGUGACAGAGGGGAGAGAGGGGAAAGGGAGGCCAGAUGGUGGUCGGGUCGGGAGGGACGAUUGCGAAGGGAUGGGGAGAGGGAGAGGGAGAGAGAGUGGGAGAGGGAUCGUGAUUGGGACCGGGAGCGAGAGUGGGAGAGGGAGAGGGAGGGUGAGUGGGGAAGGCGGGAGUGGGAGAGGAGGGAGAGGGAGAGAGGAGAGAGGGACAGGGAUAGGGAGAGGGAAAGAGAGUGGGAAGGGGGAAGGGAGAGAGAGAGAGGGGGGAUGUAUCAGGAUGAGUAUGGAGGGGAGAGAAUGGGGAGGGCGAAAAGAGAGGGGUCAGUCAUGGGUUCUAGUGUGGCAGGGGAGGGUGCAGUGGUAGACGAGGCUAGGAGGGGCAGGGAGCGAGAACGGGAGAGGGAGAGGGGGCGAGAUCGGGACAGGGAGAGUCAGAUGGAAGGGGAGAAAGGAGGCUUUGAUGGGGACAGGGGGAUGGGUGAGGGGCGGAGAGGAGUGGGAGCGGGAGGAGGGGGAGGAGCAGGGGGAGCAGGGGUGGCAGGGGGAGGGGAAGGAGGGGGGGGAGGAGGGGAAGGAGGAGGAGGGGGAGGGGAGUGGCAAGGGCGGUCUGAUAUGGCUCCUGGGCUAAGGAGAGGACGGGAAGGGGGAGGAGGAGGAGGAGGAGGAGGACGGGAAGGGGGAGGAGGAGGAGUGGGACGAGAAGGGGGAGGAGGAGGAGGGGGAGGCGGGGCUGACGCGUCCACCGACCCUUCCCUCCCCCCUCCCCCGCCCCUCCGCCCUGGUAUAGACGCACCCUCUGUUCUCCCUGCUCCGCCGAACCUACCCGCAGGUACGGAAUGCCUGCUUGCCCCUGGCAGGUCCGGGAAUGCCUUUUCCUGGGGGGCUGGGUUCAGGGGCGGGGGUUCCGCCCUUCCCUGGGGGCGGGGGGAUGAUGGGCGCGCCCUUCCCCCCGCACCUGGGGGCUGGGGGACCCAGGGGCGCGGGCGGAGGGGGGGGCGGGGGGAGGCGUGGGGGGAGGGGGGGGGGGGAGGCAUGGGGAAGGGGCCGGGGGAUGGAAUAGCAGCAGGUGGGGGGAAGGGGAGGGGAAGGGGAGGCGGAAGAUGGGGGGAUAUGGAGGGAGGGGGAGGAGAGGGGAUUAUCAGCUGGGAUGCAGGCUUGGGGGGGCAGGGGAGAGGGGGAGGGGGCAUGGGAGGCGCAGGGGGCGGGGGCCCUGGGGGAGGGGGGACUGGGGGAGGGGGAACUGGGGAGAGUGGCAGUGCCGGGGGGGGAGGAGCAGAGUCCGGAGGAGCAGGGAGCGGGGCUGGAGGUGGGGGAGGGAAAGAGGGAGAAGCAGGGAAGGGGGAAAGUGGGGCAGGAGGAGCAGGAGCAGGGGGGGCAGGGGGAGGAGAUGGGGGUAGCGCAGGGGGAGGGGGGGGGGCUGGAUCAGCUGGGGCAGGGCAAGGCGUGGCAGGGAGGGGAGGAGGGGGAAUUUCAGGGGGUAUUUCCCCUGGUGGAGGUGCUCCAGGUGUGCUGCCACACCACCACCCCAUGCCUGGGCCAGGCAUGGGCGGUAGGUUCGGCGCCCACCCGGGCAUGCCCGGACCUGGAGGUAGAGGUCCGGGAGGCGGCAUGGGAGGGCGGGGACCGAUCUUUCCUCCUGGGGGCAUGUGGGAUGGAAUGCCAGGUUCGGGAUCCCCGUUCCUGGGAGGUCCGGGAGGCUGGAUGGGAGGUCCGGGAGGCAUGGGAGGCCCAGGAGUAAGAGGCCCGGGCGGCCCUGGGUUUGGGCCGAACCUGAUGGGUCCGGGAGGAGGGGGAGGCAUGCCUGGGGGAGGAAGGGGCCUCAGAGAUAUGGGAGGGGUGGGGCAAUUUGGAGGGCCUAGGGAUAUUCAUAGAGUAGCUAAGUGUUUGCAUGCAGCGGCGAUGGGGAAGGGAGAAGAGGGGGAAGUGGUAACAGGUGCGGGAGGAGGAGCGGGAGCAGAAGGGGCAUGGGUAGCAGGGGGAGCAGGGGGGCCAGGGACAGCAAGGGGAGCAGGAGCAGCAGGGGCAGGGGCAAUGGGGGGUCCUGCAGGAACGGCACCUUUCCUGGUUUCGUCUGCUGCUGCUGGUGCUGCUGGUGCUGCUGGUGCUGCUGGUGCUGCUGGUUCUGCUGGUGCUGCUGGUGCUAUGGCUGGUGGCGUUGGUGUUGGUGCUGCUGGUGCAACUGGUGCUGGUGCAGUUGCGCGUUUGCUGCCCUCUGCUGCUGCCGUACCAUCCUCUGCUGCAGCAGCCGCUGCUGGGCUGUCUGGGCAUACUGUAGCAGCAGAGGCGGAUGGAGUGGCAGCAAGGCCAGGGGCAGAGGCCGCGAUGUCCCACCUGCCUGCUGUUGAUGCAAAUGCUGCCAGAGCGGUUCAGACUCCCUCCUGCCACUCACCCUUCCCCUCCACAUCCAUGCUAACCUCUCAAUCGACUCAACCAUCAUCCCCUCCCCUUCCUGUCCCCUUCCCCGUCCCAACCCUGUCCCGUUCCCCUUCUCAACGCCUGCAGGCAUGUCUGUCUCGUAUUGGGCUCGCACCAGCCACUCACCCAUCCCCUCCACAUUCGUCCAACAUCGCAGCUUCCUCCUCCUCACUCUUUUUCUCCCUCCCCCCUUCCCUACUCUUCUCAUCUCUACCCCCUUCGAACAAGCCACCAUCCAUCCCCCAUACAAGCUACUCCGUCACUGCCAAAUUCCUUCACGUUAGUGAAGUUUUGGCGGCAUCAAACAUGUCACUUCCUGCUUAUCUCGCUUCGCCACCAGUUGUGGAGUUUAACAAAGCGUCUGCCGGUGCACUUAGCAAAGUGCCAGCCUGGCAGCCCCACACCGUACCACCGUCGCAGCAGGUUCGGAAGGCGUCCAAGCCUAAGCAGCAGGCUCAAGGCCGCCGUGCAAAGCCGAGGAAAGGGAAGAGAGGAGGGGGGGAAGGAGGAGCGGAAGGGGGAGGAGAGGUUGGGAAGGUUCUCGAGUCGACUCGAAAAGAGGUGGGAAAGGUGAAGAGACAAAGGGUGGGGUCUGAGGGGGAGAAGUUGGAUGAGAAGGGCACAAUGAAGCUGCAAGAUAGGAUGAUGAAGCAAGGGGAGGGGGGAGAUUUGAAUGCUCUGCAGCAAGGCGAUAGUGGUGGCGGUGGUGCUGUUGCUGCUGGUAGUGCUCCUGUUUCUGGUGCUAGAACUAGGACUAGAGGCAGAAAGCAGCAGCAGCAGCAGCAGCAACGGAGUGUUGAGGCUCCUAAGCAGGCAAGAGGCAGGGGUGCUGCAAGCACAAAGCAGCAACAUCGGGGUCGACAGCAGCAGCACAAGGAAGAGCGAGCAGAGGAAGAGCAGGCGCAGCAGCAGGAGCAGGAGGCGAAUGCGGAGGAACAGGAGCAGCAGGAGCAAGAGCAGCAGAAAGAGGAGGAGGAGGUGCAGGAGGUAAAGACGGAAGUGCUACAGACGGACGAUGGUGAGGAGACAGGUGACGAUGGUAAGGUGACGGGUGGCGAUGCAAAGAAGGCAGAUGGUGAUGCUAAAACGACCGGAGGAGGUGGGAGGCAGGCAGGUGAGGGGGACGGGGAGGAGGUCGGGAAGGGGGCUGACCAUGCUGUAGCGGUGGGCGGUGAGGGAGCAGUAGGUGAGGGAACAAUGGGUGAGGGAGCAAUGGGUAAGACAGGAGGAGGCAAGGGGGAGGGGAUGGAUGCGGUUGUUGAAGUGACUGAGGGGGGUGAAGAGGUGGGGAGAGUGGGAGGUGGUGAGAGAGGAACCAAUGAGGAGCAGAUUGGUGCAGCUGAAGUGACUGCUUCUGAAAUGGAUGUGACUGAAAGGGGUGUGAUCAUGGCGAGUGUAACUCAGGGCAAUGGGACGUCUCAGGAAGUUUCCCAGGAACCUGCAGAAGGGCCCUCGCAGGAGGUUUCAGAGGCGGGCGAAGGGGCAGGUGAAGGGGCAGAAGCACGGGCAGGCGAAGGGACAGGUGAAGGAACAGCGGACGAAUCAGAACUGUCGCAGGCGUCCGCAGGCGCAAGGGGGGCAGGUAAAGCACGUAGCAGGGCGAGGGCACCCAGAGGCAAGGGCACAGGUGGGAAGAAAGGGAGGAAAGGUGCUACUGGGGGAGGUAGAACUGCCCGGACAAGUGGGGGGGCUGCUGCUGUCACCUCAGCCGCACCUGAAGGGAUGUUGGGGGAAGGAGGAGAAGGAGAUGGGGGAGGGGGAGGAGGAGGAGUGGCGGAGAAUGGGAGUGUGGAAGGUGAGGAGGGGAAGGAGGAUGAGGAAGUGAGGAGGGAGCGGGAGGAGAGGGAGAGGAGGGAGAAGGAGGCGGAGAGAGAGAGGAUGAAGGCACUGAAAGAGCAGGAGGCGAGGGACAGGGAGGAGGCGAUUAGGUUGGCAACGGUGCGGCAGAGCAGCAGAAUCAGGUCGAGGCAGACGGGGGCGAGCAAGUAG